This is a messenger RNA of Microbotryum saponariae, 7635 nucleotides long. The record is from the annotation of a GenBank genome assembly. Lineage: Eukaryota; Fungi; Basidiomycota; Microbotryomycetes; Microbotryales; Microbotryaceae.
AUGGAUGGCGCGCCUCCACCCGAGGAGAACUUUGAGGCUCAGCCGAUACAGGAUCGCUUGGUGUCCAAGGCGAGUUCCCCCUCGGCGGUUGUUUGACACUCGAGCCUCGACGCGGCGUGUGUUGCGCGAGGUUGGCGGGGCACCAGUAUCCGACGUCGCACCUUGCACGGUCAACACCUCUCCGAUCGUAGCCGAGCUGAUUCUUCUGUCAUGACUCGCCCCCGCAGUUGUGGAAGGCACGCGUCUCGGCGUACACGGCCUUGAUCACGACCUUCAAGCAGACCGUCUCCGACACCGAUCCGGCCUUCCGACCUUACGUCUCGGACCCUGCCUCGGUCAAGGAAUGGGUCAGGGACAACAAUGCGAUGGCCCAAGAGAUGGGUGUCGCCGCAGCGUGUAGUCUGUUGGAAUGGGGGGGGAAGAAUGCCGCGAGGUUGGUCCACAUUAGGCCCAGUCCGAGACAAGCAGAGCGGGCGAGGGGGGUGCGGAUCACGCUGAUGCACGACAGUUCAUGACAAUGUUGUACAGGACAAGAGCAGAGGUCGUACCUUCGCUCGUCGAAAAGUGUUUAGGAGCAGCGAGGGUAAGCAUCGGCAUUGGGCCCGAGCCGGGAAGUCGGGUAGUGUCGCAGACGAUAGCUGUCUCACGCUCUUGCACUGCGUCGAUGUUGAUCUGAACAGGCAGGUACCAAGACCAAAGCGAUCGAACUGUGUCUACUUUACGUUGCAGCAGAAGAGGAUCAAGCAGAGGGUGUUCUCGUGAGUCUCAGAACGACAAUUCGGGAACACGCGGCUAACACUACCAUUUGCAUCGGUGAUCGUUCCUGCAGAGCGAUCUCACACCGGGACUGGACGUCAAACAACCCAAAGUUGUGGCAGGAUGUGUGACCGUGCUCAAGGAGAUUGUCAGGUGCGCCACUCAUAUUGAACACAUCACGUCGACGCGCGAUACUGACCUGCUCGCCUGUGCACACAGAGGGUUCGGGCCGAAAACAAUCAACGUUAAACCGAUCCUCAAGCUCUUGCCCAAAAUCUUUGCCCACGCUGACAAGGCCGUCCGACUCGAAGGCACCGCUCUGGUUAUGGCAUUGCACGCUUAUCUCGGACCCGCCCUCGACCCGCACUUGUCAUCGCUCAAACCCGUUCAGGUCAAGGAGCUGAACGAGGCUUUCGCUGAUGCCGAUGCCAAAGGCGAAGAAGGGUUCGGACAUCUCAAGCCGUCACGAUUCACGCUCACGCAGCAGAGGGAAAGGGAGGUCAAACAAGCCGAGGGGGCAUUGGAAGGCACGAACCCGGAGGAAGCGGAGGAGGAAAAAAGCGCCGCCGAAGGUGGGGCCGAGGAUGGGCCACCCGAUGCUUUCGAUUUCGCCGAACCGGUCGACGUGCUCAACAAGCUCCCUCCUGAUUUCUAUACCCACGUUGGCUCGACGAAAUGGAAGGACCGCAAGGAAUUGGCGCUCGAACCCUUGCUCGCCGUGGUCAAAGUCCCGCGGAUCAAAAACGACAAUUACGACGAACUGCUGCGAUCGUUGGGCGGGAUGAUCCCGAGCUACUCGAACGUACUGUGCAUUAUGCUCGCGGCGAACUGCAUCGAAGCGAUGGCAUUGGGUCUAAGGGAUGACUUUGCCAAGUAUCGGAGUCUGGUCAUUGCGCCGAUCUUGUCGAGGACCAAGGAGAAGAAGGCCAAUGUUUUGGAGGCCUUUGCUGGUGCUUUGGAUGCGACGUUCGCCUCGGUACGUUCGUUCGUGAGGGGACAAAAGUUUAAAGUCCGAAUCGCUGAUGUAGGUUCCGUGCAGAUCCUAUCGAUGAACGAAAUCGUGGAGGAUAUUGUCACUUUCGCCAAAGACAAGAACCCGUCUGUCAAAGAACAAACGAUCAAGUGGUGUACGCGAAGCCUCAAAGUCGUUCCCUCCCCACCUCAACGCUCCGAUAUCGAUCAGCUCAUUGCCGUCUUAUCGCUCGCCCUGGCCGAUUCCGCGGAACCCGUUCGAAUCGUUGCGGCGGAAGCUUUGGGAUAUCUAAUGAAAGUCUGCGGAGAACGCGCGAUGGGAGGCAAGAUUGAGGAACUGGACGAUUUGAGAAAGGCCAAGGUCAAGGAGGCGUAUGAAAAAGCCGAGACAAAGUGCACGAAUGGUGGUGGUCGAGGAGGCGCUGUUCGUACGGCACCUGCGGCCGGUGGUUCUUCGAUGCCGGCAGCGAACAAGUCCAAGCCCAAGCCGAUGGUGGCGAACAAGGAGAAUGCCCCACUCGCUGCACGUCCUGCCGCAUUCGCACCCACCCCCAGUGCAGCUCUCAAGAUUGCAGCUGAUCCAGCUGCUAGACCUCCGAUCGUGGCCAAGAAACCCCCUGUUGCUUCGACUUCUUCGGCGCCAAUCGCGGCGAAGAAACCGGUGAUCGCAGCUGUGAGCGCAUCCUCCUCCAAAUCGGCCGGACCUGCCAAGACCGCCGAACCGUUGAAGUACAAGAUGUCGCAAGAGGACGCCGAGGCUCAGGUCGAAGCGGGCGCGAUUCCGGCCAACUUGGUCGCUCAGAUCUCGGACGCGAACUGGAAGACACGGUUGGAAGGGAUCACGGCGCUGCAUGAUUGGUUGAGCGGGGGUGAGAUUGAGACCGUCGAGAGUGAACUGGUCGUUCGCUACUUGGGAAAGAAGCCGGGGUGGAAGGAGAGCAAUUUCCAGGUCAGCAACUUAACGUCCGAUUCUCCGAUUUCAAGGUUCAUCACGUUUCCUAGUAGGAAGCUGAUCUUGUCCGGCAUUCCAUAUAUCAGGUUAGCACCAAGAUGUUUGGCAUCUUGCACCUUUUGGCGGAAAGGUCUCCCUCGUUUGGCAAAUCGUCAGCGGCCCUUUCUGUCCCCGGUCUGUCGGACAAGCUCGGCGAUAUUAAGCUGAAGAAACCAGCCGGCGACGCGCUGACCGCUUUCGCGGAAAAGUCAUCGCUCGGCUUCGUGCUCAGCCUCGCGUACGAACCAAUGACGAAGCAAAAAGCACCGAAAGCUCAGGCCGAUUCGCUGCUCUGGGUCGAACAGGCGCUGCGCGACUUUGGCAUUAUCGGCGUAUCGAUCCGCGACCUGAUCGAGUUCCUCAAGACGGGGCUGAAGAGUUCCAACGCUUCUGUGAGGACGAAUGCGACCAAGACACUUGUCACGCUCAAGCUCUACGUCGGCGCCGAUAUUGUUACCUUCUUACAAGACUUGAACCCACAACUACUCACAACGAUCGAGUCGGAAUUCGCCAAGGUUGCGGGGGAGGCACCACCGGAGCCGACGCGAGUUGGAGCCGACACCGCCGUUGCUGCUUCGGCCGCUGCGGCAGGCCCAGGUGCGAAAGGGAAAGGAGCGAUCAGUGGAAGCGACGAUCCUCUCGACGACCUCUUCCCGCGCGUCGAGCUGGAUCGACUUAUCCCCAGUUCAGCGAUCAGUGGCCUCGGCGACAGCCUGUGGAAGACCAGGAAAGAAGCGCUGGAAACGAUUCAGUCGAUUCUCGAAGGCAACAAACGACUCAAGCCCUCGCCGCUCAACGAUCUCUCAACGCCGUUGAAGCAGCGCCUUGUGGAUGCCAACAAAAUUGUGCAGGUGCUCGCGCUCGACGUCAUCGCCAGGAUUGCUACAGGAAUGGGCAAGCCUUUCGAACGGCAUUGUCGACUAUUCGUCGCUGCGAUCGCGGGCGUUCUCGGAGAUCAAAAAGCGCCGAUUCGAGCGGCCGCGACGGCCUGUCUGACUGCCAUCGCCGAUGCUGCUAGUCUCGAUGCGAUGAUCACCUCGUUCGACAAGGCACUCGAGACGGGCAGUCCUGUUCUGCGCAAGGACCUGCUCGCCUGGCUCGAGCCUCGCUUCCAGGACGAGGACGUCGUCGCCACACUCGAGCUGCGGGAUCUCGCCGGGCCCGUCAUCGCUUGCCUCGAGGAUAAGACGGCCGAGGUUCGCAAAUCAGCGCAGGCGUUGCUACCCGGCAUCAUCUCACGUGUGGGGUACCAGACCGUGCUGGACAAGACUGGCAAACUCAAGCCGGCCAGCAAAGCGACCGUCUUGCCCCUGCUUGAGGCCGCCCGGGGUCAAGCGAACCUGGUUCCGAGUAGUAAAGCCCCCACCGUCGCAUUGUCUUCCGCAACCCCUCAGGCGAACAGAACAUCGCAGCCCCCGUCCCGCCCCGCUUCUGCCGCUUCUGGGCCGAUUGCGGCCACCUCCAAGCUCGCUCCUGGUGGGUUGACUCGGCCGACGGCCGUCAACAAGUCCUUACGGGCUGGAGCCUCGAUUUCGACGCAGUCCGCCAACGACGAUGCCCCUGCCUCCCGGCUGGGUGCGCCUCGACCUCGUGUCUCCCUUGGGAGCAAACCGCUCGGUGCGUCGCGACCCUUCCCGAACGCUGCGACAUCCGGUUUCGCAUCCGUGAGCGAGGGCAAGGAAGCACCAUUCCGCGACGCCGACCCGAGGCCCAAGACGCUCCGAGCGUCGAAAGAGACGGGCUCGCUCAAGUGGGUUGUCGAUGGAACCCCACGCGCCGAUCAGGUCGAGACUCUGCUGCAGCAAAUGACGCCGUACACCUCGCCCGACCUACUCGCACAACUCUUUAGCAAGGACCACAAUGCGGAACGGGACUACAUCGCCGCUUUGACCGCGCUCGACGACUGCGCGCGAGACCCUGCCUCCGCCGCUGACGCGUUCGGUCUGCUACCCAAGGAAUUUCGGGCACGAUUGGUCGUCAACGUCGACGUCAUCUUCAAGUACAUUACUCUGCGUAUCGGUAUGACGAGUACGACCAUCACCGUCAAAUGUCUCGACCUGAUCGACGACUUGCUCGUCGUUCUCGGCGAAGAAGGCCACAACCUGUCCGACUACGAGGCCUGGGCCUUGCUCAUCAGUCUCAUCGCCAAGGUCGGCGAUGGCAAAGAGACGAUUCGAGGUCGUGUACGAGCCAUCUUCAAGGCUCUGUGUAGCGUCUAUCCUUACAGCAAGGUCUUUGCGGCUCUCGUCGAAUACGGUCUCGUGUCCAAGAACGCUCGGGUCCGCGCGGAAACGGCCGAGGAGUUGGGCAGCCUGUUCCAACGCCACGGUGCGAGCGCGCUUCCGACGGGCAAAGCCCUUCCUCUCAUCGCCAAACUUAUCAGCGAUCGAGACGCCGCGGUACGCACGCCUGCACUCUACGCCAUCGGUCACGUCUAUUCUUCGCUGGGAGCUGAUGCGACGUGGAAAUUGGUCGGCCGCAUACCGGACAAGGAGCGAGCAAUGUUGGAGGAGCGUUUAAAGCGCACAGUGACGACGGGAGAUACAGGUGCCUCUGCUGCCGCGGUGUACGCGUCGCCUCAGGCCACACGGUCCAUGACGCCAGUGCAGAGAGCCAACACGCCGUCCAGAGUACCCGGACCCGGACCCGCGUCCCCGACACCCAACAACGCAGCGAGAGGGAUCGCCAAACCGGGCAUCUCCCGGCUCGCUCGACCCAGCGGUCGAGCGGCCCCGACCGCAUCCUCAUCCGCACUCGGCGGUGGCGAUGGCACAAGAAGAGCUUCUGGUGCUGGUCUCCCCGCCCCAGGUUUUGUUCGACCACUUUCCGCGACCGCGACCGCGACAUCUCGAUUGCCACCGUCAGCUCUGCCCUCCGCCUCGUUUGCGAUGGGCCCCUCGAGUUCGAACGGCUCUCGAGGUCAAGCCGCUGAACGACCGCCGUCGCCAAUCGACAUCGCUCUGCUCAUCGAUGCCAUCGAGACCGAAGACCUCGCAAAGUGCGCCAACGUGCUCAAGCGGGUGCAGACCGAGAUCGCCACCAACUACGACGCUUUGCUGCCACAAGCCGACGCGCUCAUCGAUGCUAUCACGCUGCAAAUGGCGCUAGGCUUCGAGGACUUGCACAAGGACUCGUCGCAUGCCAAGCUAAGACUAUGCAAGCAUCUGAUGCAGACGCUCUCGUCCUUUUUCGACCAUCGCACCCUCGGCCAAGCGAUUUCAACGCCGGCGCUGACCAGUCUUUUGGCCGAACUUACGGGACGUCUCCUCGAUACGGCCGAUAGCUCGGGCUCGGAUGCGAUCGCCAGUCUGUCCAAGGUGCUCAACAUGGUCUUGAUUCGCAUCUUCCAUCAUUCCGACCAGACGGUCUGCGUCAGGUGAGUUUGCUGGCUUUGGUUCACGGCAAGGACUCCCAGAGGAAAUAAGCCUGACGAGUUCGACAUCGCCUGCACAGUUCACUAUUCACGGUACUACAAGACGCCACGAUCGAUCUCCGUGAACUCAAGGGCAAUGAACUGGAAGCGCGGGCCAAGUAUGCCGAGCUGGUCAUGAAGGUGAGCAGCAAGGCAAAUUCGUUGCGCAGUCAACAGCGCGCGCAGGGCUGACACCGGCCGGUUGGAAAUACCUCCGAACAGUGCUUGUGGAAAGUGUCCAAGACGGUCAAGGAAAGCCUCGAGUCUCGAGCCCUCUCGGCGCCUCGUCUACUGCGAGACAUCAACCAGUUUCUCACCACAACCCCACCGGCUGAAUGGCGUCGACGGGCUGCAGACAACAUCCCCCUGGCCGACAUGCCGCUGCGAACGGUCAAGACCAUUCUUCAGCAAGUCGUGUCGGUCUUUGGCGAGGCCGUCUUUGACGAGCUCGAGGAAAUCGACUCGGCCGAGGAUUCGUUCGUUUAUCAGUAUCUGUUCCGCCUAGCCAGUAGCCCCUCCAGCAAGAGAAAUGGUUCCGCUGCACGAGGUCAAAGUGGCGAUCGAGCGAGUGCUUCCUCGAUGAACCGGCAAAGCUCGACUGGGUCGUUCUCGUCGGUACAGCGCGAGUCGCUGCCCGCGAGACAGACUGCUGCCACCCCAUCCAUUGAGUCCGAGCCUCCGUCGACACCGAAGAUAGCAACGAGAACGGCUGGCGCAUCGCUCGGAGCUCGGGCAUCAAUCUCGGCGGCCAACUCUCCCGGCGGCGCGGAUAUUGAGUUGAACCAGCAGCUAAAGGCCAUCUUUGACCUGAUCGGUGACCCCGUUCGGUCUCGCGAGGUAAGCGCGGCGAUUCGGCACCCGAGGUUUUCGGUGCACAAGUUCCCCGAGCUGACGGCGACCACUCUGUCUCUUCCAUCGUCACCAGGGAAUCGAGGCGCUGUAUAUAUUCCAAAAGACUCGCCCCGAAGCAGCGCCGCGGAUUGCCUCGUGGUACGUCAGCCCUUCACCUGCUCAUCCGGCCCUGAGGCGCUUACGGCUCGACGAUCUUUCGCGUCACUUUAUACUUCUUUCGAUUUGCAGGAUGGCGAACACGGGCAAUUACUUUCAAACUUAUCUGAAACGUGCGCUGCGCAAUCUAGAGAUGGCCGAUCAGGAACAGGAAUAUCAACGCAAUUCUCCGGCCGUAGAGUCGGCGGUGUCGGCCGCAACCGGUGAGUCGAAACGUAAACCGAUCACUAGUCCCCCAAGGCUAAGCAGAGCCCAAACCAUCACACCCUUCAUUGCCUCGUCAGCCUCGUCCGCGCGACCAGUCUCGGCCUCCAUCACCGCGUCAUCAAGGCCGACGUCGACCGCGACGACGCUCAGUCCUCGCCACUCGCGCGCCUCCCUCGGGGCUAGCGGUGGCGCCGCAACGGGUGGCGCAAACUGCGAACGACUCAGCCAACUGCAGGAGAUCUUUGGGUUCAACAGCGCGGCUGCAGGUGGUGGUGGAAAAGAGCCUUGA